AAUUUAUUGUACAUAUAUAAAUAUAUAUAUGAGAGGUAAUUUUAAAGAAUUUUAAAAGUGAUUUAUAGAAAAAUAUAUUUAGAUAAUUAAGAGACUAUUGUUCGGAAAUUAAAAUUGUUGCUUAAGGAGAGUAUCAUUUGUAGAAGAUAGGAACAACAGGUUGAUUGCGGGAGACUUUAUUAGUUAAAGUAAUGUGUUACGGCAAAUAUGAAAUAACUACUGAUUAUUUGAUCAAUUGCCGAUAUGUCGCUGUAGUCGUCAACAAGGUACUUACAAGCCGCGGGUAGAAAGACGAGGAUACAGAUGGUAUGCGGACGCCUGCGCAAGAAAACGGCGGCUUGUCUAGUUAGGUUUUGCCAACAAUUUUCCAUUUUCAGUUAUCGAUGGAAAAGGCCGCCCGUCGCUUCGAAAGCGGUUCAUUGUUGAAAAUCGUGUGUAUGCGUCAAGCGUCGCAGUGUUCGCGUUCUCUUUACUUCUGAAACGAAAUUUAAUAAUAAGUAGCGUGCAACUGCCUUUCAUUCUUAUAAAUACAACGAAUUUGAAGAAAACUCGCUAGACUUUUUUUCUUCUCAAAAUAGCGACGAGAAAAAAUUAAUCCGCAAGAUUUGUUAGAUGUGCUCUUAGUUUUCGAUUGAAUUUUCUGGUGACUGUCCGUCGUCGAGAAAAUUUUUCCGAUCUUUUUCGAUUACAAUUCAUUUCGGUUACACCGUACAACUAUUACAACUUGUAAUUAUCAACCACUGAUCGUUCAACUGUGAUCUUUCGCCUCCUCUCGUCCAAUAGCAAUUUAUAAUUUUUUCUAUGCUGUGAGAUAGACUAACAAAAUCGAACAUACAAGUGAGGAUUAACGCUCCAGAUCGUCAACAGGUGGUCCGAAAGAAUAUUUCAACGAACAUACACAAGUAGUUGAUGUUGUAACGGAACGGUUGUUAAAAAACUUAAUAACUUAAUGCUUGUCGCUCAUCCUCGUACGGAAAUUCUGUACUCUACACUGAUAUCGUUAGCUCUGCGAAGCGUUUUGAGAAAAUGUACAAAGCUGGUUGAAAUAAAAUUGCCAAUCAACUGGACGAGUAACUGUAAAUGAUUUCGAGUAUUCGAAAAAAGAGAAAAGGAGAAGUGUGCGCGGCCGGAGCACGAGAUGAGAAAGUGUUGGUUCGUUCGUUUGGUAGUGAAACGAUUUUGAAAAAUUGCUUUGUCAACUGGAAGUUUCGAGCGAAAAAAGUUUUAUGUGGCUGGCUACGAUCGAAGGACGAUCACGCAAUACCGUUCUAUUUUCGGGAAAUGUUUUUCACUCGGCAACCUCGAGGAACACCAGAUUUCACUAUUUUUAAGAUAGUUGAUUCGAUUUGAUCGAACCGGAAGUGAGAAGUUGCAAGUUCUCUUAUUCGAGAGUCGAGCCGCGUGUGACAUCGCCAGGACGGUUUUUGUUACAGCAUAUCAUAUCUCGUGCGAGAUACAUUUCCUCUGUUUAUGUUUACUCAAAAACAGAUACGUGUUCUGCAGGAAUUAGUCCAGUGCCAGAAUUGUAGCUAUUGUUACAGACGGAACGAUUUGUUUUUAAAACAAUAAAGGAAAGACUUUGAUCAUCCUUGACAAGUCGAUUAAUCACUUCAUCCGCAGUUAAUUCUGUUCUAUUUGUUGCUACAAGAUUUGCAUUCGCUUUAAGUGCAUUUACGAUAAUGGAAUAGAGAUGUUUUUAGUUCCGAGCUAAAGUAACUGUUGGUCGAUUGGAGAGGAAAAACGUUUUAAAAGAAGUAGCGGAAAGAAAGCUAUUGGAAAAGAAAAUCCGAUUAAAGUAAAGAGGAAAAUAUCGAGAAAUGGAUAAUGCCACAAUUCCAUCGGAUUAUAAUAGGAGCGUAAACGUCUGGUCGAAUAACAGCAAUAUUACUGGCAACCGUCUGUCCAUAGAAAUGGAUGUAAUCUCGAACGGUGUAAUACAAUUGAUUUUUUAUAUAUUUUAUGGGAAUAUUUUCGCAUUGGGCGUGUUCGGUAACGUGUUGGUGUGCUUCGUGGUAGCACGGAAUCCUCGGAUGCAAACGGUAACGAAUCUGUUUAUCACGAAUCUGGCAUUGAGCGAUGUGCUACUCUGCGUCCUGGCAGUGCCGUUCACCCCUUUGUACACGUUCCUCGGUGGUUGGAUAUUUGGUAGAACCCUCUGCCAUUUAGUGCCGUACGCUCAGGGUGUCAGCGUGUACAUCAGCACGUUGACAUUGACAAGCAUUGCGAUCGACAGAUUCAUGGUGAUCAUAUACCCGUUCCAUCCGCGGAUGAAAAUUGAAGUUUGUCUGGGCGUAAUCGUUGGUAUCUGGAUAGUCGCACUGCUGGUCACUUUGCCUUACGGGCUUUACAUGCAUCUGGAGGAGCCGUAUACUUAUUGCGAAGAACAUUGGCCGAACGAGCGAUUGCGCAAAAUUUUCAGCUCCGUGACAACAGUAUUGCAGUUCGUCGUACCCUUCUUUGUGAUCGCCUUUUGCUACACCUGCGUCUCGGUCAGGUUGAACGAUCGGGCUAGAGCGAAGCCGGGUAGCAAAACUAGCAGAAGGGAGGAGGCUGAUAGAGAAAGAAAGAAACGAACGAAUCGUAUGCUGAUCGCUAUGGUCACCGUGUUCGGGAUAUCUUGGCUACCGUUGAACAUCGUUAACGUUAUCGACGAUUUUUACUCGCCGGCGAACGAUUGGUCCUACUACAGGCUCUGCUUCUUCAUGACGCACUGUCUCGCUAUGAGCAGCACUUGCUACAAUACCUUCCUUUACGCUUGGCUCAACGAUAACUUCCGGAAAGAAUUUAAACAAGUGCUUCCAUGUUUCUCGAAAUUAACCGACGGACAAGUUCCCAGAACGACCCAAGAAGGACUUAAAAAUAAUAAAGAGUGUAACGGAAAUAACACUCUCCAGGAAUCCUUGAUACCGAACGAAAUCCGAGCAAGAAACUCGAAUCCAGAAGGCUGCGAAUUGAUAGUCUUCGACGCGACCAUAAGCAACGCGUCCAAGGAUUUAGAGGAAACAGAAGCUCCACGUUCUCACGAAUCUGAUUAUGAGUCACGAAUCGAUUAAUCGGUACACUAGAAGAUGAGGAGAGGCUUAAAAUAAUUGGCUAUAGAUGUACAAAAAGAAGAUGUAUUGUUGUAUAUGUGUUAUAAAAAUAACUGUUUCCUCUACGAGGCUGAAGACUUCUACAACGAGUACAGAUGAUUCGUAUCAAUUACUGUACAAAUAAAGCGAGCAGCGGUGGGGACGACGACAAAUUAUGAAAAAAAGCAUAUGUAUAAUUAAAUUUCGAGUUAAGAAUUGGUCAGUUGGAAUUUGUUAUAAACAAUGUUAUGUCAAAAAAAUAAAGAAAUAAAAAGAGGAAUUUGCUCAAUUU
Messenger RNA from Ceratina calcarata, 3363 nucleotides. RefSeq names its product prolactin-releasing peptide receptor. The transcript has 3 exons. NCBI's taxonomy places the organism in Eukaryota, Metazoa, Arthropoda, Insecta, Hymenoptera, Apidae. Gene Ontology annotation, biological process: G protein-coupled receptor signaling pathway. Gene Ontology annotation, molecular function: neuropeptide Y receptor activity; neuropeptide binding. The coding region runs from base 1818 to 3053 and encodes 411 amino acids. The record is from RefSeq and is a predicted model, not a curated record. Gene Ontology annotation, cellular component: neuron projection; plasma membrane.